Messenger RNA from Vidua chalybeata, 2603 nucleotides. RefSeq names its product MSL complex subunit 1 (gene MSL1). Lineage: Eukaryota; Metazoa; Chordata; Aves; Passeriformes; Viduidae. Gene Ontology annotation, cellular component: MSL complex. The transcript is spliced from 8 exons. The record is from RefSeq and is a predicted model, not a curated record. The coding region runs from base 56 to 1222 and encodes 388 amino acids.
GCCGGGAGCGGGGCCCGCGGAGCCGGGGAAGCGGCGGCCCGCGGCCCGCGCAGCGAUGGGCGCCGGCGGAGGGUCGCCCGGGCAGGCCGCCUGCCUGCGGCAGAUCCUGCUGCUCCAGCUGGACCUGAUCGAGCAGCAGCAGCAGCAGCUGCAGGCCAAGGAGCGGCAGAUCGAGGAGCUCCGGGCCGAGCGCGACACGCUCCUGGCGCGGAUCGAGCGCAUGGAAAGGCGGGUGCAGCUGGUGAAGAAGGACAGCGAGCGGGAGAAGCACCGCAUCUUCCAGGGCUUUGAGGUGGAUGAGAAGCCGGAGGCAGAGGCAUGUGAGAAGCUGCCUCUGGAGUGUCCCCAGGACCUGCUGGAGCCUCCCCCGACCCUGCAGCCCAAGCACUUCCCCUACGGCAGGAACGGGAAGGGGCAUAAAAGGAAGCCAGCGUUUGGGAGCACGGAGAGGAAGACGCCUGUUAAAAAACUAGUGUCAGAGUUCUCCAAAGUGAAGAGUAAAACUCCAAAACACUCCCCGGGGAAGGAGGAAUCGGGCGGCUCCUUGGCUGAAACUGUUUGUAAACGAGAACUGCGGAGCCAAGAGACUCCGGAAAAACCCCGGUCGCUCCUGGAGACCCCACUCAGAGCAUCAGCCCCGCCGAAGGGCCCCGGCACCCUCCCCAAGGAGAAAGGCUUUGCCAGCGAGGCCGACGACCUGCCCUAUCUGUCCACCACAGAAAUGUACUUGUGCCGCUGGCACCAGCCGCCCCCAUCGCCGCUGCGGGAACCUUCUCCCAAAAAGGAGGAGACUGUAGCAAUUCCGUCUUGGAGGGACCAUGUCGUGGAGCCCCUGAGAGACCCCAACCCCUCGGACCUCCUGGAGAACCUGGAUGACAGCGUCUUUUCCAAACGGCACGCAAAGCUGGAGCUGGAUGAGAAACGAAGGAAAAGGUGGGACAUCCAGCGGAUCAGGGAACAGAGAAUCCUACAGCGGCUGCAGCUCCGAAUGUACAAAAGGAAAGGGAUUCAGGAGUCGGAACCUGAAGUUACCUCAUUUUUCCCUGAGCCAGAUGAUGUGGAAAGUUUGCUCAUCACCCCUUACCUGCCCGUUGUCGCCUUUGGCCGGCCCUUGCCCAAACUGGCCCCACAGAACUUCGAGCUGCCGUGGCUGGACGAGCGCAGCCGCUGCCGGCUGGAGGUGCAGAAGAAGCAGACGCCACACCGGACCUGUCGGAAAUGAGGGAGAUGCUGGGAGCUCCAGACUCCUCCGGGAGCUCCAGACACCUCCAGGAGAUCCAGACUCCUCCGGGAGCUCCAGACACCUCCAGGAGAUCCAGACACCUCCGGGAGCUCCAGACACCUCCGGGAGCUCCAGACACCUCCAGGAGCUCCAGACACCUCCGGGAGCUCCAGACACCUCCGGGAGGCUCCGUAUGUCCUCGGGGGCUCUGAGCACCCCUAUGGCACCAGAAGCUCUGCCAUGGCCGGGUCGCGGCCGGCUGCCGCCUGCUCCGUGCUGACGGGUGGUUUCGUUCUGCUGCGAUCCCCGUUCCGUUCGUUUGGGUUUUGGAACGUUUCCCGGACUCGUCCCCCCCGUGCUGGCACCGGCUUCCCGGUGCCACCGGCCCAGCAGCUGCACCUCCACAGCCCGUGGCCUUGGGAUCACCAGCACCGGAUCCCGUGUCUGGGGAUGCCUCACCCCCCGGGACUCGCCCGCUGCUGCCUUCACGUUGUGUUUAGGCAGAAAGCAGGAUAAAGGGCGGAUUGCGUCGGAGCCGGCUGGGAGCUGGGAAGCACCUGGGAUUCUCUUUUGGGAGGUUUCCCCCCCCUCUUUCGUGGUUUUCCUCUCUGGAGCGGGGUUGGCAGGGGCAGAGGGGAAGAGUUAAAAAGCAAAAAAAAAAUUUUUUUUUUUUUUCUUUUUUUUUUUUGUGAAAUAGAAACCCUGUGCGCACAAUUUGGGGGGUUUUAAUGUUUUUUUUUAAAAUGUAAUUUAAAUGUUUUGAGGCGGGCGAGGGGUUUGCUGUGAGGGGGGGCCAUUAUUGCCUGUCCGAGCCCCUGGGUGCUGCUGGACCCUCUUGGUGCUGGAUGGGUGGGGAGGGGCUCCAUGUGUCCCCCUUUUUCCUCUGUUUUAUCCUCCCCAUCUCCCUGUUUCUCCCUAUCUCCCUAUCUCUCCCGUUUUUCCACAUUUUUUCCUCCUUUUUUCCCCCCCCUGCACUGAGCCUGUGCCCCCCCCAGUGUUAUCCCCCCCUGCCCCCCUCUCUAUAAUUAACCCCGAGCUUAUUGAACGCCGGAAAACUCGUUUACAAAAAAAAAAAAAAAAAAAAACCACAAAAAAAACACAAAACAAAAAAAACUUAUAAAAAAAAACUUUAAGAAAAACAAACUUUAAAAAAAAUUAAAAAACCCGGAAAUUGUUAAAAAAUCGAUAAAGUUCUAAAACCACCGAGUUCUAAACAAACGUUGCGGGAGGGGGUGGGGUCACUCGCGGACACGCCCGCUCGCUGGUUUUAUUUUAUUAUUUUUUACUGCUUUUCGUUGUUGUUGGUUGUUGUUUUUUUUUUUUUCCCCUUUGGUUUUUGUUUUUGGUUUGUUUUUUUUUUACAAUAAACAAGGAAAAGGCC